AUGAGCAUUAACUUUUAAGAGUAGUCAAAUAUCACUAAAACUUUUAAGCCUGAAGAUCUCUAAGACAUCUAAGAGUAAUUUUCUUAUUUUAAACAAUUUGUUCCAUAUAGCUAGCAAGAUAUUCCUUAGUCAUUCAUAACAAGCAGUAACAUUUCAGAGGAAGACAAACUAUAAAUUAUCAAACAGAUCGACCAGUUAAAAUUUUCAGAGAAGAGAGACGACGCUCUUAUAGAAUUAAGCAGGCAGCGAGAGCAUUUUACUGAAUUAGCACCAUAUAUUUGGAAUACAGUAGGAACAAUCGCAGCAUUACUUUAGGAAAUAAUAGCUGUUUAUCCCUUACUUUCCCCUCCAAACCUCGAUACCAAAACUUCAAACAAAGCUUGCAACGUGUUGGCUCUUCUAUAAUCAGUAGCAUCACACAAGGAGACUAAGUCUCUUUUCCUUAAAGCACAUAUUCCUUUGUUUUUGUACCCUUUUCUAAAUACUGUAAGCAAGGGGAGACCCUUUGAAUACCUGAGAUUAACCUCUCUUGGAGUGAUUGGGGCUUUGGUAAAAGUGGAUGAUCCUGAAGUUAUUAACUUUUUACUACAAACUGAAAUAAUCCCACUUUGUCUUAGAAUUAUGGAGAGAGGAACUGAGUUAUCACAGACUGUAGCUACAUUUAUUAUCUAGAAAAUACUUUUUGAUGAUUAAGGUCUGAACUAUCUCUGUCAAACUGCAGAGAGGUUUUUUGCUGUGAGUACAGUUUUGAAUAAUAUGGUUAUAAGCUAGCACGAUAAGCCAUCUUAAAGACUAUUCAAACAUAUUCUAAGAUGCUACAGCAGACUUGGUGAGAAUAUCAAAGCUAGAAAAGCACUAAGAGAAAAUAUACCAUAGAUUAUCAAGGAUUCUAACAUCCUAACUUAGCUUGAUGAAUCCACAAGAAAAGGAAUAAAAUCCUUAUCAGAUAGUUUGUUUAGCACUUAGCUUGAAGAGUCUCUAGCUGGCCAAGACCCUUACUAAACUUAUUAAAGCUAGACAUUUUAGUUUGCUCAGUAGUAAAAGUAAGGUACAAGUUAAAUAGACUUUACUUAGGCCUUUAAUAUCUAGGGAUUGGCUCAAAAUUCUUAAAAUGUGAAGGUACAAAUCAUAAACAGACCAAUGAGUUCCCAUGAUUAGAUAGUCUAAAAUUAACAACAACAGCAGCAGUAACAAGUUCCUAUGACCUAUCCAUAGACUCCUCCAAUUCAAAUGUAGCAGCAAAUGCAAUAAUAACAAAAACUUGUUCAGCCAAUACCUGUUCAGCAGCAUAACCCAAUGCAUAUGGUCAAUUAGCAAUAUGCUAUGAAUCAAAUGCAGUACAGAAGAGUUGUGAAUUAAACUACUCCUACUUAAUAGCCCAUGUUUAUGAAUUAUCAACCAUCUCCUAUAAUGUAGAACCAAUUCCAAAGUAUGAACAACGUGAACCAAGGAAGCCAGUUCCAGAAAUAAGGAGAUAAAAAUCAAUAAUAAUAGCAAUAGAACUAGCCUUAAUCUCAAAAGACAACUAAUUUUAAAGCACUAGGAAAUCUCAGAUAAUGA
Molecule: messenger RNA, 1560 nt
Organism: Stylonychia lemnae
Lineage: Eukaryota; Ciliophora; Spirotrichea; Sporadotrichida; Oxytrichidae
Source: the annotation of a GenBank genome assembly